AUGCAAGAACCGAUGAACAGGAUACGGCCGUCUUCACCGUUGAGUGGGCAGCGGACUGUUACCUCAGGAAGUACCCGGCGAAUUUGGUUACAAUUAGACACACCAUGCGAUAGCUUUCGCGGCGAGAAUCCUAUUGAGGAUACUUUAUACAAUCAACCAACUAGUGUCGACAUUGAAGUGAGAGAUAUGAUAGAUGAUGUGAAAAGUAAGGUAUUGAACAAGUUGAGUAAUACGAGAUGGUUCAGAUUCAAAGAUAACACGAAUAUAAGUCUUGGGUUUUAUUAUUACAGUGCGGAACUACUAGAGCCAUCGCACUCUCAUUCAGUUGGACCAGAGAAAGCAAAUUCCAAUACAUUCGUAAUAACAUACUCUGAGUAUCAAAAUCUGAUAAAAAGGAAUCAGAUUCGUGUUGGACGAUGGUCCCAACUGCAUAACUCAUUUAAUAGGUUGUUACACAGGUCCACAUCUCAAAGUCCUUCUUUGGAUACCGCAUUCAAUGAUGACAAUGGUCUUAGGAUGUUAUCUUCUCAGCAUACACGACAGCAAUCUCAAUCCCCUGAUGAUAACCUGAAAUAUGCGUACAAAGUCAUCAUAGAACCGGAUACGCCCGUUAUGACGGUAUACAGGGAGUUAUAUGGGGGUUUACAGAAAAGUGAAGAUGCUUUAACAGUGUUUUAUCCUCCGAUGUCUUCAAGUUCUCCUACCUCUCCUGAAGUAUUGACUCCUGCUGAACUUUUAGAUCCAAUACGUAUAUUCACCAAGGACGCUAUAGGACAGGAAAAAGAGAUCCUACUCUCAGAUAUUAGCCAGGGAACUGAAAUCGAUUCUGUUGUUGAAAGACCCGAUCAAAGACGGCCAAGUCUUUUUGGAAGUUUCUCAAGCUCGCGUAAUAACACUGGAAUACUACUAUUACCAAAAGGUGUAUCCCCUGAGGAUAUUGAAGGUAGCAAUGAUUCUCCGUAUGAGGAAGCGAAUAUUUCCUUGGAUAAUAUUGAAACUUCACCGCCACAUCCAGAGAGUUACGCGUUGACAGCCCAGAAACCAUUAACAGAAGAGGAAGUGGGUAUAUCAUUAACAAAGACAAUAUCGUCUCCAGAAUUACCUCGUCCACUAUCCAGAAGGACCACACCCUCAUUAGAUAAGCAAGGCAACCUUCCAAAAUAUAAAGUGUUUCCUCGUAUCAACGUGCUUAUUGUAGAAGAUAACGCUAUAAACCAAGCCAUUCUAGCAUUAUUUUUAAGAAAGAACGGAAUUUCUUACAAAGUUGCCAAAGACGGAGUGGAAGCAAUAGAAAAGUGGAAAGAAGGCGAUAGUCAUCUUAUCCUUAUGGAUUUGCAAUUGCCCCUGCUAUCAGGGCUCGAAGCAACAAAAAAAAUAAGAGAACUGGAACGAAUUAACAAUAUUGGGAAUUUCUCUCAAAAGAGUGUUUCUAAGAAGCCCAAUCUGAAAAAAAAUGCUAAUUCUAAGGAAGAAGGAGGUACAACUGCUGCAAAGACAAGUGAUCAGCAAAAUGAAGUCGAGAAAUCGAAUCAGCAGAAUAUGGUGUUGGACAAAUCGAAGUUUAGGUCACCUGUUAUAAUCGUUGCACUUACCGCAUCUUACUCACAAAUUGAUAGAACAGAGGCCCUAUUAGCUGGCUGUAAUGAUUAUUUGACCAAACCAGUCAAUUUGGACUGGUUAAGCAAAAAAAUAACUGAAUGGGGAUGUAUGCAAGCAUUAAUCGAUUUUGAUGGCUGGACUGAAGGACAAAGAAGGAUGACUGAUGAUGUACUUUUGAGACCUCAAAUUGUAACGGCAAGAAAAUCACAAGCAACUUCUACUAGAUCUGUACCGAGAGUUUCUUCUGUCUCAACGACACUUGAAUGCGAUGAUUCUAAAUAUACAAAAUCGAAUGACUGUUGUCCGUGA
Messenger RNA from Kluyveromyces lactis, 1908 nucleotides. It is a transcript of the gene SSK1, whose product is annotated as mitogen-activated protein kinase kinase kinase SSK1. The transcript has a single exon. The record is from RefSeq and is a predicted model, not a curated record. Gene Ontology annotation, biological process: phosphorelay signal transduction system. Bases 1 to 1908 code for a protein of 635 amino acids. NCBI's taxonomy places the organism in Eukaryota, Fungi, Ascomycota, Saccharomycetes, Saccharomycetales, Saccharomycetaceae.